Messenger RNA from Oncorhynchus keta (chum salmon), 7551 nucleotides. RefSeq names its product sorting nexin-13. The record is from RefSeq and is a predicted model, not a curated record. The coding region runs from base 164 to 3148 and encodes 994 amino acids. Gene Ontology annotation, molecular function: phosphatidylinositol binding. Gene Ontology annotation, cellular component: early endosome. The transcript is spliced from 25 exons. Lineage: Eukaryota; Metazoa; Chordata; Actinopteri; Salmoniformes; Salmonidae.
ACAGGCUUGUCUGUUUUGAAAAAAACAAAACCUCCUUGCUCUGUCAGUUAGUCCAGGAUUAGAUAGCUAAUACGAUGAGCUGAAGUUAUCCUUGGUGACAAUACCGUGCUGGAAUAAGCUCUCUGGCUAGGUGGAAUAACCAACGUUAUGCGUUUACAUUAUUAUGAGUAACGACGUUGCUAACAGGAGAAUCUCUUCAGCUCAACUGAUUCAGGCCAGUCUGUCUGUGUGGGGAUGGGGGGGUCUAGGAGUGGUGCUGUUCCUCAUCACUUUUGGACCCUUCGCUAUCUUCUACCUGGCCUUCUAUAUCUGCUGCGUUGUAGGCGGUGGUUUUGCGGUCACUCUGUUGUUUGGGAAGACCAACUCAGAGAGACAUCUUGAGAAGUGUGAACACUCUUACCUGCCAGCCACACAAACGGGUAUACUGAAGACGUUGGAUGAGAUGAGGUUGGAGCAGAAGCCUAUAAAGAUAGACAGGAGACUGACUGGCUCCAACUACAUAGACGAGCCUCUGCAACAGGUCAUCCAGUUUGCAUUGAGAGAUUAUAUUCAGUAUUGGUAUUACACUCUGAGUGAGGAUGAGUCUUUCCUGCUGGAAAUCAGACAGACUGUCCAGAACGCUUUGGUCCAGUUCUCUACACGGUCUAAAGAGGUGGACUGGCAGCCUUAUUUCACCACCAGACUGGUGGAUGACUUCGCUACUCACCUCCGAGUCUUCAGAAAGGCCCAGGACAGACUGGAGCGCAGGGAUGACAAUAAACAGAGGGACUUGUCGGAGGAGAUGGUGGAGUCAUUUUUUGAGGCGGAGGUAGAGAUGGAGAGGAGUGUCUGCAGAGACGUGGUCUGCACCUCCCUGAAGGAUGAAGAAGGGUUCCUGAGGGACUUGUGUGAGGUGCUGCUCUACCUUUUACUACCUCCUGGAGACUUCCACAACAAGAACAUGAGAUACUUCCUCAGGGAGAUUCUGGCGCGAGGCGUUCUCCUUCCUCUGGUCAACCAGCUGAGUGAUCCUGAUUACAUCAACCAGUUUGUUAUCUGGAUGAUCCGGGACUCUAGCUGUAACUACGAGGCGUUUAUGAACAUCUUGAAGCUGACAGACAAAGUGUCUGAGCUGGAGGCUGUUAAAGACAAGGCCCUGGAGGAACUACAGUACCUACGAUCACUGGACACCGCAGGAGAUGAUAUCAAUGUUAUAAAGAAUCAGAUCAACAGUCUGUUGUUUGUGAAGAAGGUCUGUGAGACCAGGAUACAGAGGCUACAGUCAGGGAAGGAAGUGGAUACUCUGAAACUAGCAGCUAAUUUGGGCAAGCUGUGCAUCAUCCCACUGGAACACGUCCUUGUUCACAACAUCGCCUUGCAAUUCUUUAUGGACUACAUGCAGGCGGCUGGGGCCCAGGCAGAGCUGUUCUUCUGGCUGACAGUGGAGGGCUACAGAGUAACAGCCCAGCAACAACUAGAGGUGAUGGAGGGAUGGCAGAAGGAUGGAAAGAAGGGAGGUUCCACUCAAGGACUGCUGAAGGCUGCAGCAUUAGGGGUCUAUGAACAGUACCUGUCUGAUAAGGCGUCCCCCAGGGUACAAGUAGAUGAGGUGUCUGUAGUCAAACUAAGAGAGAAGCUACAGAAGGAAGGAGACCCCACGCCAGAGAUAUUCGACGAGAUCCAGAGAAAAGUGUAUGACAUGAUGCUUCGUGAUGAGAGGUACUACCCGUCGUUCAGACAGAGCCCCCUCUACAUCAGGAUGUUAGCUGAACUGGACAUGCUCAAAGAACCGUCUUAUAGAGGAUCAGAUGACGGAGAUGGAGAAUCGUUCAACGGUUCUCCAACAGGAAGCAUUAAUCUAUCUCUGGAUGACCUUUCGAAUUCCUGCCAUGACGACAAUAUACAGCUACACGCCUUCAUCUCUGACACAGGGGUGUGUAAUGACCACGGCAAGACCUACGCCCUCUACGCCAUCACCGUGUGCCGCCGUAACCACGACGGCAGCGAGGACUCCUGGAAAACCUACCGCCGCUACUCCGACUUCCACGACUUCCACAUGAGGAUCACGGAGCAGUUUGAGAACUUGAUGUCGAUCCUGAAGCUGCCAGGGAAGAAGACGUUCAACAACAUGGACAGAGACUUCCUGGAGAAGAGGAAAAAAGAUCUCAACGCAUACCUACAGCUGCUGCUGAAUCCAGAGAUGAUGAAAGCCUGUCCUACUCUGGUUCACUAUGUCUAUGACUUCCUGGAGAAUAAGCAAUACAGCAAGGGCAAGGGAGACUUCGCACGCAAGAUGGAUACGUUUGUGAACCCGCUGCGUAGCUCGAUGCGUAACGUGUCCAACGCAGUGAAGAGACUGCCAGAUAGUCUGGCUGAAGGGAUGAACACUGCUGCUGACAACAUGGGACGCAUGUCAGAGAAACUGGGCCAGGACAUCAAACAGUCCAUGUUCAAGGUGCCUCCACUGCUCCCCAAGUCUGACGUUGACCCAGAGCACUGCCGAGUCUCAGCCCAGCUGGACGACAACGUGGAUGAUAACAUCCCCCUGCGUGUGAUGCUGCUGCUGAUGGAUGAGGUGUUUGACCUGAAGGAGAGGAACCAGUGGCUUCGCAGGAACAUCAAGAACCUUCUGCAGCAACUCAUCAGAGCCACAUACGGAGACACUAUCAACAGGUACCGUACACACACACACACACACCAGUGCCACAUACAGCGAUCUGACUGUAUUGUCUGUCCCUCUGGUCUCUGCAGAAAGAUCGUUGAUCAUGUGGACUUCAUGACAGCUCCAGAACAGGUGGCAGACUACGUCAAGAAGUUCAGGGAUUCAUACUGGCCCAACGGAAUCCUAGCAGAGUCUCCGCCCCGCCGGGACAAGAACAUCCGCAUGAGGACACGGGUCGCCGCCAAGACCAACCUAUUGGGAAUCAUGCCAGAUGAGUUGAAGCACAUCAUAGGGGCGGAUACGACUCGUAAAGGCAUCCUUCGUGUGUUUGACAUGUUCCAACACGGACCAAUGAAUCGUCGGCUGGUCUACGUGCUCCUAGAAGGAUUCCUGGAGACCAUGUUCCCUCAGUACAAGUUCCCAGAGCUGUUUGUCAAACUGCAUUCCCGUUCGCCGCGCACAGCCAGAUAUACACAGAAACUCAAGAGCACCUCCCUGAAGAGGUGACAGGAGACUGGGAUUGGGCAGGGUACUUGGUGACACACACUCGCUCACAUGCCGUGAGAGAACAGAGGAAGGAGGGGAGUAGUGGGGAGGGUGUGUAUGCGUGCUGGUGAGAAGAGGUGUGCGUGUCCUUCUUUCUAUGUCAAGAGGUGCUUUUUGGGCCAUCCGAGCACUUAACUCUUCCCUCCUCUCCUCUACAUUCCUCUCACAUUUUCCUCAACUCACUCACACACACCCUCCUGUGCACAGUUUAGAGACCGCAUUUGUGUUUUAUUUUAUUUUUGUACUUUUUACUUCCUACUAAACUAUUUUAUUGUAGAUGUGUGGUCAGACUGACAGCUGCUCUGAUAUACACAGCAGCUGAUCUCCGUUACUGAUACCAGAGAGCAGAGCUAUGUAUAGAGAAAUACAUGGGUCGUUCCAUGUAAUGAGCCCCUUUUGGGUAGUGUUUCCCAAACUCGGUCCUGGGUUCACAAUGAGUUUUUAUGCCCUAGCACUACACAGCUGAUUUCAAGUAAUCAAAGUUUGAUGAUGAGUUUAUUAAUCAUCUUUGUAGUGCUAGGGCAAAAACCAAAACAUGCAACCCUUAAGGUCCCGAGGACCAAGUUUUGGAAAUGCUGGGUUAGAGUAAUUUGGUGGGAAAGAAAUGUAGAUUUAAUGAAGACCAUAUUUUCAACCUAAUAAAAAGCAUAGUUUCCCAUCUCAAGAGGUUAAAGAAAAGAAUAACUGGGCGGCAGGUAGCCUAGCGGUUAGGAGCAUUGGGCAAGUAACCGAAAGGUCACUGGUUGGAAUCCCCGAGCCGACUAGGUGAAAAAUCUGUCGGUGCCUUUAAGGGAAAUGAACCAUCAUUGUUCCUGUAAGUCGCUCUGGAUAAGGGUGUCUACUAAAUGACUAAAAUGAAGAAACAAAGAUGCUAAAUGUAAGUGCCAGAUAAAGUAACAGGGUUGACCGCAACAGGGUUGACCGCAACAGGGUUGACCGUAACAGGGUUGACGAUUCAACCUUCAAUCAGCCAUAAAUCCCUUGUGACCGGGGGAAUGGAAGGCUCUUGUGUGCAACAGGGAGGGGCAAUUGAAUGCCAGCUUCACAAAAAACUAUGAAUUCUUAAAACAUUUUUAGCCUUUCUAUCUAUGGGUAACAGGGUUGACGUGUUAUGCUCAACCCACUCAGUUUUCCACCACAAAACAAGACAAAAUGGCAAAAAAGAGUAAACCAGUUCAUCUGCUUUUACAUUAUAAUUUUACUGUUAAAUGUUACAUUUUUCACUUGAAUUUAAAAAAAAGAAUAUGAUAGUUCAUUUAACAGGGUUUACCUGAAUGAAUCACAUUAAUUAAAUACUCUUCACAAAUUACAUUGUCAAAGCAACAAUAUAACUUAGGCUUCACAGUGGUGGUGAAAACAUGGAGACAUUUUUGGGUUAACAUCUUCCUAGAAGUCAGAAUUGUGGCACUUUAGCAAGUCUAUUCAUAUUCAAAAUCAAAUGUAUUGAAUUGUCCAUGUGGUCACUUCAUUUAAUAUAACAGGCUUUUAAAGAUGCACUAUGCAGAAAUUGAUCUGCCAUUUCCUGGUUGCGCAAAUUCUAAUAGUUUGCCUAAUUUCAGUAUGUGACGAAACAAGCAAGUACAGGGAAGAGAAUCAUUGUACUAUGUAAACCGCCGUGAAAUAGCUUUUCGAUAACCCAAAAUAUUGUAUUUCCAGCUGUUUGACGCUGGUGUACAAAAAAAAAGAGUGGAAAAGUUGCUAAAUGAAACUUAAGACCGUGAAGCAUAGAAAUAACCCACAUAGAACAUAUAUACGGCUUCUAAGACUUGCUUUCAAUGAGUGACAGAUCUAUAACUCAUAUUUCUGUGUGAAUUUGGUUGGGUCGCCCAAAAAGUAAGAUAUUGCAGCUUUAAAAAUCAAUAUUGCCGCACAAUUUCUACUAAAAAUAUCAAAGGGAUGCAAAAGGGACUCAUUUCGUAGAACGACCCACAUAGGUUGAAUGGCAUAUGUUGUGUAUAUACUGUACCUGUACAUAGAAAUAGAAUGAAUAGAUUCUUUUUCUACGGGUGUAUGUGUAUGUAUAUAUAUAUAUAUAUUGGGUCUGACUUGUACUGUAAGCUUUUAAACAGCAGAAGACAGAUGAGGAAAUAGAGACAGAGAAUGGGCCUGCAGUGUCAACCACAUCUGGUUCUGCAAGGCGUUUUUUCACAUUUUUGUUAUUUUGUGUUUUUUUUUUUACACAAUGUGACAUCCAUGCCUGCCAUAAUCCUUUCACACAGGGAGGCAGGGUUUGGCCUAAAGGCCAUUUCCCAUUUUUAAUGCACCGGUCAGUAGCCAUGACAACCAAAGCCCUAGCUUUUGUGUGUCUGUGUCUCGACAGGCAUGAUAGAGACAGCUCUAGUCUACUCACUGUGCUUCCUAUUGUUAAUCAUGUGAAAGAAGAAGAAACCAGAAUGCACAGCUCACCUGCUUUCUCUAGAGCUGAGACCUGGGUAAAUUUGAAAUGGCACCCCAUUCUAGUGCACUGCUUUUGGACAGACGGAUCCUAAUAGUAGUCCACUUUUAUAUUAGGCAUAUGGUGCCAUUUUGGACGGAGCCAGAAUGAAAUGAAACAGGCCAGACUGUGUGAAUGUUGCCGUAUGUGGAGGUGACUGUCUGUCGGGUAUCUACGCAUACACAGGUAUGCCUAUUAGAAUGUACUCUGUGGGUCCUGUCUGUCUGUGUUAGGUCUUUUAGGGUUUUUGUGUGUUUCUGUGUGUUUGAGUGUGUAGCAGUAAGAUGAAGCCCUCCUCAGUCAGACACUGUGCCAGUGUGAGCUUUAGUGAAGCAGCCUUAAUACAGACCAAGAGACCAUGCUAUAGUAACGCUCUCUCUCUCUCUCUCUCUCUCUCACACACACACACACACUCGCAGCACUACGUUACAAAGAGAAAACCAACUGAUAUCCCUACUUAAUCACACUUUUAUUGUCAUUCAUUUUGUGCAAUAUUUUUCUUUAAUGCAUGUGUAUUUGAAUAACUGUAUAUUGUAUAAAAUGUAAACUAAAAUGUUUUGAAAAAUUGUAGAAAAGGUGAAAGAAUUCUCCCCCUUCCCCAAAGAAAAAAAGUAUUCUAACCCCAACAACCUACAUUCCGAUGUUAAAAAAUAAUAAUGUAUUUAGACUUGUUUUAUAAGUCUGUUUUUUGGGGGGGGUUUCUCACUCCUGAUGAAUCUGUGGUUUCCGUGCUGAUAUGUCAGUAGCAGGAAAGAGGAGUGAUCAGCCAGUCGAGCUAAAGCCUCUUGAUAGAAAGCUAGCACAUUGGUCUAGCAAUAUGGGAGAGGGGCUUAUUAUGCAUUUGAGCCUGUUUGGAGCGCAAACAAAAAUGACAUCCUGUUAUAUGAACCAAUGACACGAGAGACUUUGUCAUCUGACCAAUCGAAUUGCAGGAAUACUGUGUUCCUGUGAACCAAUAGAAUCACUGCUGAAGAGCACUUACUACCCGAGUUCUUCCAUUGGACGAACAGAGCUCCAUUCCACUGCUGCCAUUGGAUGGAAGGGUCCCUCGUCUGCUGUGAUUGGCUGGCAAUGAGCAGCUCUUGACUGUGAUUGACAGCGUGAGGACAUUAACUCUAAGCUGUGACACCUUUUUAAAGGGAGGUGGAUAUUUGUCCCUGGACUGGAGAGUUGACCAGGGGAACCCAAUAGGACUUCACCUUAAAAGCCUCCACACUCUCCUCCUGUUCAAGAUGGCUUGGCUGUUGAUGUUUUUUAAUCCCUUGGGGACAGGUUUUCAUAGCGUUUACCUCACAUCAACAUGAUCCUGUGUUGUAUAAAUCAUGAAAUGAAUGGGAACAGAAUCUAAUGGGUGAACACAAUGAGACAACACAGCCUCAUGUCGAUUUUGAAGAAACGUUGCUGUGAAAAACUGGGAUCUCCUAGUACAUUAUGAAUCUAUGAUAAUGAACCGUGUGCAUAUGUGUACAGUACGUGUCUAUAGUGUGCCUAAAUGUCUGUCAACUCUAUUUUCAUAUUUUUCUUUAACAAAAGAUAAAGAUCAAACAGAAUGUCAUGGUCAUUUUAGACUGAAAAGAACUCAAGACUCUAGAACCAGAGAAAUCUAAAGAUUUUAGAGCCAGGGGUGUGUUUUAGACUCUAGAACCAGGUGUGGCCAACCCUCUUCCUGGAGAACUACUGGCUUUUGCUUAAACCCUGCUCUGUUCUAAUACACCCAAUUUAGCCAAUCAAGGUUUCGAUGAGGAGCAGCUGAACCAGGUGUGUUAGAGCAGGGCUGGAGAAAAAUCCUUCACAGGAGGGUAAGCUCUCCAAGAGCAGAGUUGGAGACCCCUACUCUGGUGUUUCUUGCAUCAUGCUUAUCAAACUAUUCCUUUGGAGACGCUGAACUCCGAUCAGUAUAACACUAAUAAUAAAAUGAUAACUAACUGAC